AUGGAGCCGGCUCGCAAUGGGUAUGAUAUCUAUGAUCUGUAUGACAUCGGUGAAUUCGACCAGAAAGGCUCAGUGGCUACAAAAUGGGGAUCCAAACAAGAGCUGCAGGUUUUGGUAACGAAAGCGCAAGAGAUGGACAUACGGAUACUCUGGGAUGCAGUACUAAACCACAAAGCUGGAGCUGAUAGCCAAGAAAGGUGCCAAGCAGUCAGAGUGAACUCAGAUGACCGAAAUACGGAAAUGGAUGCUACACCCGAGGAAAUUGAGGCUUGGCUUGGAUUCGAGUUUCCAGGGCGUGGUACUCAAUAUAGCUCCAUGAAAUACCACUGGCGCCAUUUCACCGGGGUCGACCACGAUCUUGAAUCCGGAACAAAGGCUAUAUACAAAAUAGUUGGUGAUGGUAAAAAAGGUUGGGCUACUGAUGUUAGCAGGGAAUUCGGAAAUUAUGAUUACCUCAUGUUUGCCGAUGUCGACUUCUCUAGCGAUGAAGUCAAAAACGAUGUUAAGAACUGGAUCUAUUGGCUUCAUAGCCAGAUUCCCAUUGGCGGGCUUCGACUUGAUUCUGUGAAACAUUAUUCUCGGUCGUUUCUGCUAGAGUUCAUCCUGCACAUAAAGGAUCAAAUCGGACCUGACUGGCUUUUCGUCGCCGAAUAUUGGAAAAAUGACGCUAAAGAGCUCAUAGACUACUUGGAUCAGAUGAAGAACUUAUUGCUUCUUGCUGACGUUCCACUGGCGCAUAAUAUCUCUGAAAUUUCACACCAGCGAAACGUCCCUCUCCGACAAAUCCUCAAUGGAACCCUGCUGAAGGAGCGGCCGGAUCAUGCAAUGACGUUUGUCACCAACCAUGACACGCUUCCAGUGGAAGGGUGGUUCAAGCCACUGGCAUACGCAUUGAUUCUACUUCGCAAACAAGGGCAUCCAUGCCUCUUCUACGGUGAUCUUUGUGGUAUCAAUAAGGGCCUCCUGAAUGCUGCCGAGCCCCCAGUGCCCGAUCUAGAGUCUCUUGUUUUGGCACGUAAACUUUAUGCAUAUGGACCGCAACGCGAUUAUUUCGCCAGAAAACACUGCAUUGGUUUUGUACGAUUUGGAAAUGCAAAACACCCAUCCGGCCUUGUUUGUCUCAUGAGCACUAGAGGUCGCCGCGUUAAGCUUAUGAAAGUUGGAAAAAGCCAUGCCGGAGAAAAAUGGAAAGAGUUUUAUGGCGCGCAUGGUGGAACUGUGACGAUCAACCGCCUGGGUUACGGCCUCUUUGGAGUUUCUCCAAAAAGUGUCAGCGUUUGGGUUAAUCCCCGAGCUGCAGGGAGAGCCGAAAGUCGGGAUUCCUAA
This is a messenger RNA of Uncinocarpus reesii 1704, 1326 nucleotides long. RefSeq lists its product as uncharacterized. Gene Ontology annotation, molecular function: calcium ion binding; hydrolase activity, hydrolyzing O-glycosyl compounds. The record is from RefSeq and is a predicted model, not a curated record. NCBI's taxonomy places the organism in Eukaryota, Fungi, Ascomycota, Eurotiomycetes, Onygenales, Onygenaceae. The coding region runs from base 1 to 1326 and encodes 441 amino acids. The transcript has 5 exons. Gene Ontology annotation, biological process: carbohydrate metabolic process.